Molecule: messenger RNA, 2611 nt
Organism: Gossypium raimondii (Peruvian cotton)
Lineage: Eukaryota; Viridiplantae; Streptophyta; Magnoliopsida; Malvales; Malvaceae
Product: O-fucosyltransferase 35
Exons: 9
Coding region: 209-2095 (628 amino acids)
Cellular component (GO): chloroplast; cytoplasm; Golgi apparatus
Source: RefSeq, a predicted model, not a curated record
UGUCUUGUCCUAAAACACGCGCUUUUACAAAUUUCCGAAUUAUAUUAUUUUCAGAGCUCAAAAUACCCAAAUUCUGCAAAAAUCUAUGUUUCGUUAUUGGUUUUGAUAAUGGAGGUUUAAUCGAAAAUCCUUACUCAGUUUAUUUUAAUUUUUUCUUUAUUAUAAAUAAAUAUAUUAUUAGUUAACAUUAAAGAGAAAUAAAAUUUUAAUGGCUCACCAUACGCAGCAUCACCACAACACGAGCGAUGGCGUUUCACAGCGAGUUAACAGUCCCCGUUUUUCGGGUCCAAUGACUCGUCGAGCUCACUCGUUUAAGCGCAACAACAAUGGCAACUCCCAGACCAGUACCGGCAACAACGUUGUCGGUGGUUCAAGCAACGGCAGUAGCAACGGGAGCAACGGAAAUAACUUGAGUGUGCAUCAUGAGAUCGAUCUACAAUCGAGUUCCCCCAGAUCGGAAGUUGGAGCUGUGGGUUUGGUUUCAAUCGAAGGGUUGAGUCAAAGGAAAGGGUUGUUCUUGAGGAAGCCCAGUGUUGGAUCCUUGGUUUUUGAUUUCGGGUUGAAAGAGAAGAAGAAGCUUGGGCAUUGGAUGUUCUUGGUUUUUUGUGGAGUUUGUUUGUUUUUGGGUGUUUUUAAGAUUUGUGCUACUGGUUGGUUUGGAUCUGCUAUCGAAACCUUAGCAUCAAAUCAGGAUCUACCUGAUCCCUCCACCAAUCAACUAAAGCGAACGGAUGAAGGCUCUCAUGAUUAUGGGUACAGGGAUGGAGGAAGUGAUUCAGAUAGAACCUUAAUGACAGUGGCAUCUGACAUAGCAGAACAUUCAGGUAUUUGGUCAAAACCAAGUAGUGAGAAUUUCAGCCAGUGCAUUGACCAUUCAAAGAAUCAUAAGAAGCCAGAUGCAAAGACGAAUGGCUACAUUCUUGUGAAUGCUAAUGGUGGUCUGAAUCAGAUGAGAUUUGGGAUCUGUGAUAUGGUUGCUGUUGCUAAGAUUAUGAAGGCAACACUUGUCCUUCCCUCACUCGAUCACACCUCGUAUUGGGCAGAUGAAAGUGGCUUUAAAGAUCUAUUUGACUGGCAGCACUUCAUCGAGACCCUGAAGGAUGAUGUCCGCAUAGUUGAGACCAUACCACCUGAGUAUUCUGGAAUUGAACCGUUCAACAAAACGCCAAUUUCCUGGUCUAAGGUUAGCUAUUAUAAGGCAGAGGUCCUUCCGUUGCUGAAGCAGCAUAAAGUAAUCUAUUUUACGCACACAGAUUCUCGGCUUGCCAAUAAUGAUAUCCCAAGUUCUGUGCAAAAACUGAGGUGCCAGGUAAGCUAUAAGGCACUAAAAUAUUCGGCUCCAAUUGAAGAACUUGGAAGCACGUUGAUUUCUAGAAUGCGCCAGAAUGGCAGCCCUUAUAUUGCUCUACAUUUGAGGUACGAGAAGGAUAUGCUUGCAUUUACGGGUUGCAGUCAUAGUUUGACAGCAGAAGAAGAUGAUGAGCUACGUAGGAUGCGUUAUGAAGUCAGCCAUUGGAAGGAGAAAGAGAUUAAUGGGACAGAGAGAAGGUUGCUCGGUGGUUGUCCACUAACCCCGAGGGAGACUUCCCUCUUGCUUAGAGCAUUGGGUUUCCCUCCAAGUACUCGGAUUUACUUGGUAGCUGGUGAAGCUUAUGGAAAUGGAAGUAUGGAGCCUCUUAAGGAGGAUUUUCCUAACAUCUUCUCUCAUUCCUCCCUUGCAACAGAUGAGGAAUUGAAUCCUUUCAAGAACCAUCAGAACAUGUUGGCUGGUCUAGACUAUGUUGUUGCCCUUCAGAGUGAUGUAUUUGUUUAUACUUAUGAUGGAAACAUGGCAAAGGCGGUGCAAGGACAUAGGCGAUUUGAGAACUUCAAGAAGACUAUCAACCCAGACAGGAUGAAUUUUGUAAGACUUGUGGAUGAAUAUGACGAGGGAAAUAUUUCUUGGGAGAAAUUCAGUUCUAAAGUGAAAAAGCUUCACGAAGAUCGAAAUGGAGCUCCAUAUCUUAGAGAGCAUGGAGAGUUUCCAAAAUUGGAGGAGAGUUUUUACGCAAAUCCAUUUCCAGGAUGCAUCUGUGAAAGAACAGAAGAAAUAUAGAGUUGUCUUUAAAUGCUACGAAGUAAAAAAGCUUACUGAAAAGGAGGGUGUGCACUCUGCUGGCAAUGUUGCAGACAAACCAUUCCGUAAGGAUGAAACCGUAUAUAAUACCACGAUUCAACUCAAUGGUUGAAAAAAAAAAACACACUACAAAAGCCUGCUCGAGGGGGCAAUUUCCGGGGAGGCAUGUGAAGUCAUCAUCAAUGGAGGUAUCAGCAGGGCAAAGCAAAUAGGGUUCAGGCAUACUGUUAUCAAGAGAUACAGGUAAUAGAGAAACAUUCAUUUGAUGGGAGAGGGAUUUCUUACCCCUAACUAUCCUUCAUAAGAAAAUGUUGUUUAUUUUAAUUUUUUGGUCUAUUUGCCUUUUUUGAUAAAAGAGAAUUGGUUUAGGUUGUUCCCAUGCAAAAAGUUUAAAAAGUUUUGAAUAAGUGAUGGAAAUAUGAUAUAGGAUAAUAUAUUCAUUGAAUUGUAUUACAUCUGGAUAUUAAUAAUACAAAAAAAAAAAAUUGAGUUCAA